AAGGAAUUUGUCCACUGCUUUUCUCAAAGGCUGGCCUCGCACUAUAAGAAGCAUAAAAGUUCAAUUCUUCUUAAGCAGAAUUCCACUAAACUAUCAACUUCCUCACAGAUCUUAAGCAGAAUUCCACUAAACUAUCAACUUCCUCACAGACAAAUGUCUUGCAGGAAACAACUUGAAGUUCGAUCAGAAGAUAGAAUUCCUCAAAAAUGGUCUGUGCCACUAAGGGAAGAAAUAUUUGAUAACCUCAUCUCUAAGGGAAAUCCUAGUGUCAGCAAAGUUUUCGGAGUCGGGUCAUUGUUUAGUCCUUUGCUGUUUGGGAAAUUCUUCGACCCGUCUGAUGCUUUCCCUCUGUGGGAGUUUGAUUCAGAUGUUUUGUUAUCGAGUCUGCGCGAGUCUCACCAGAGCACUGUUGAUUGGUCUGAGACAGAUAAGGAAUUUGUGGUGAAAGCAGAACUACCAGGACAGGGAAAACAGAAUGUUCAAGUGUCCGUAGAGAAUGGAAAUGUAGUGGAGGUCAGUGGACAAUGGAAGCAGCAAAGAAAGGAAUCUGAUGCGAAGGAUUGGAGAAGCGGACACUGGUGGGAAUCAGGGUAUGCUCGGAGGCUUGAGCUACCAGAAAAUGCUGAUGGGAGGAAUAUAGAAGCAUAUAUCAUUGACGAUAUAUUUUUAGAGAUAAGAAUCCCCAAAAGCACUACAGGGGAUAAUUCCGAACAUGCUUGAGUUGAUAUCUAUAAACAUACAGCAUAUGAACAUUAUAAUUGAAGUGGAUGGAAUAUCAAUAUAUUUUUUUUCUGAAAAGAAGGAAUCAAUAUGAUCAGUUCAUAAAGGAAAGGUGGCAAAACAAAGUCUCAACGAGGGGAAAUGAGUUUAUACUCUUUUAAGUCUUUAUGGAAUCAACACUUUCGGUGGAUGGAGGUCGAAAGCUAAAAGUGAUCCUGAAAUGCAUUGCACUGCGCCAAACAUGGGUCAAAAGUUUCCCUUAUUAAAGCAAUAUAUCCUAUGACUGUGUACUUCACAAUAUGCAAAGCAAUGUUAUAAUGCACAAUUGGAGAAUGAAAUCAUAUUAUUACUGUCUUUAAUUUGAUA
Molecule: messenger RNA, 1086 nt
Organism: Papaver somniferum (opium poppy)
Lineage: Eukaryota; Viridiplantae; Streptophyta; Magnoliopsida; Ranunculales; Papaveraceae
Product: 21.7 kDa class VI heat shock protein-like
Exons: 2
Coding region: 154-720 (188 amino acids)
Source: RefSeq, a predicted model, not a curated record